AUCUUUAUUAAAAAAAAAAAACAAAAGCUUCUACGUUUUAAAACAGAGGGUUUUCACUUUUCAGUCACCACUAUCUCGAACCCUCUCAUUCACCGCCGUCGUACCCACCACCGUGUCUCUUUUCUUCUUCACCUACCUUGCCACCACGUCUGAAACAGAGGUUAUGGAAUUGUCGAUCGAUGAUUCAAAGAGUUACAAACCUGACAAGGAAUUUGUAAACGAAGCUAAGGAAUCACUCCUUGAUCAUAACUUGACUCAAAAUACCGAGCUUUGGCUCCUUAGUUUGCCACCCCUUUCCAAGGAUUUGUUAUCUGACAUUAACGGGCAGGAACUGUCUCUCAAACUUCAUGAGAAUGGAACCGUGGCCAGUUUUGAAGGCGCAUCUGGGAAAGCAUAUGGUUUUGUCAGCCUUGCUUCCAUGGAGCCCGAGGAAACAGUUUUUAUUUCCUCUGCUACAGAUGUGAAAGUUGCCGGAAAGAUCUCACGCCGGGUUUCUAUUGUCCAUUACCCUGAUGCUGAAGAACUCAAAAAGAUUAGUAAAACUGAUGCAAAACAAGCUUACAAUUCUAUGGCCGAGACUACCCCAUAUUUUCCUAUGAAAAGUAAUGUAAGGAAUUCACGUGCAUCAGCAUCUAAAAGUAGCAGACUGAAGAGCUCAUUAUCCGAACUUGCUGAAAAAUCUGAAGUGAACAAAUCUAAUGGAAGACCUGUGCGGGGAUUAUCCCGUGGUCACAGCUCUGGCGUUUCCGCAGUGUCUUCUGAACAUUCUCAUGGAGGAAAAUCAAAGAAAAGAAAACAGACGGAGUAAUUUUCCUUUACUUGACAUAUACUUUCUCCAGGGCCUUGUUAAUUUAUAGAAUUAAUAGUAUACUUGAGCUAUGUUAUUUUCUUUAUCUCUGUUUUUAAUAGUGUAUCUCUGAUUAACGCAUGUGGUUAACCUGGAUGAUUAAUGGAUAUAUUAAGAUUCGACAACUCAUUAGUCAUCAA
Molecule: messenger RNA, 987 nt
Organism: Trifolium pratense (red clover)
Lineage: Eukaryota; Viridiplantae; Streptophyta; Magnoliopsida; Fabales; Fabaceae
Product: mediator-associated protein 2
Exons: 5
Coding region: 164-808 (214 amino acids)
Source: RefSeq, a predicted model, not a curated record